CCACCUGUUUUGUUAUACAAGACACUUAUUCAAUUUCUUGGUAAAUAUGCGAUCCAACUGGUUUUCCGGUGCCUCGCGGCUCUUGAAAUACAGCCGGAAUGGAAAACUUCUGACUCGCGAAAGGAGCACCAAGGCCACCUCGACCAGCCUGGACUCGCAGCACCAGGAUGCGGCUACCAGCGAGGGCGGAAAAUCGGAAUCCGUGGAGGAGUCACCGGAGCAGCAACAAAAACUGCCCACCAGAGAGCCGCUGGCCAAGAAUUUCUUCAUCGGAGUGGUGGACAAGGAGCUGCUGGCCUAUCCAGAGGUUAUAGCCCGCGAUGAGAUGGCCCAGCUGCAGAAUGCCCUGCUGCCGCUGAAGAACUACUUCGAGGAGCCGCGUGAGGUGGAGGAUAAGUCAUCCACCGAGACGCUCCGCCAACUGGGUCUCUAUGGUCUGAAUGUGCCCACGGAUUACGAGGGCAGGGGUUACGGCUGGAGUGCCAGCCUCCUGGCCAGCGAACCUGAUGCCACCGAUAUUAAUGUAACCCUGGGCUUGCAAACCCACCGCGUGGUUGUGGAUCUCCUCAAGGAAGUGGGCACUCCCCUGCAGCAGCAGCGAUAUCUGCAGGAUUUGGCCACUGGCAAACUGAUAGCCACCGAGGCCAUCUAUGAGUACUCGCCGCCCGAGGAGGAUUUCUUUAGCACCCAGGCGGAGUUGCUCCCAGAAACUGGCAAGUGGCUACUGAAUGGAGAGAAAGCCUAUGUGGUCUGCACUCCCGGCGAGCGACAACUCUUCCUGGUCCUCGCCCAAACCCAGCAGCCCAAUGUCCCCGGCGCUCUGGGCCGUGGCACCACCAUCUUCCUGGUGGACUCCCAGCAGGAGGGAGUGCGUCUGGGUGAGAAGCAUGCCACUUUCGGUUGCCGCCAGGCGGAGAUCAGACGUGUGCACUUCGACAAGGUGAAGCUAGCAGAGGAUCAGGUGGUGGGCCUGCCGCACGAUGGCAAUCGGUACUCGGAGCAGCUGGUGCGCUCCUCCCGCCUGAGGAGCAGCUUGGUGGGCGUGUCGCUGGCCAAGAAACUGCUCAACGAACUGGCCCAGUACUCGGUGAGCACAACUCAAUGUGGCGUCCAACUGAAGGACCUGGAGCUAACCCGCGUCCACUUGUCGCGGGCCCUGUGCUCCGUUUAUGCGAUGGAGAGCAUGCUCUACAUGACCGCCGGCCUGCUGGACGAGUUCCGUGUCCAGGAUGUGACGCUGGAGAGUGCCAUUACCAAGUACUUUACCCUGCGUCAGCUGUACGAGAUUGCCUCUCAGAAUCUGGGACUUGUGGGACCCAAGAGUCUGCUCAGCGGCGAGAGUACAGAGCUGGGACUACGAGAUGCAGCUCAGCUGUGCACGCAGGGCGAGUCCCUGGACACACUGGGCAUGUUCAUCGCCCUCACCGGAUUGCAGCAUGCGGGGCAAUCGAUGAAUGCGGGCGUGCGGAAGUCUCGCAAUCCCCUCUUCAAUCCUGGCCACAUUUUCGGCAAGUUCCUGGACACCAACAGCAUCGACAGUCCCAAGACCAAGAUGCAGCUUUCGGAGCAUGUGCAUCCGUCGCUGGAGGCCGCUUCCCAGUGCAUUGAGCACUCGGUGGCCCGUCUACAGAUGGCUGUGGAGCUGAUGUUCACCCGGCAUGGAAAUGCUGUGGUGGAACGACAGAGCGAAAUGCAACGCCUGGCCGAGGUGGGCACCAUCAUCUAUGCCAUGUGGGCCAGUGUGGCGAGAGCCUCCCGAUCCUACUGCAUUGGCCUGCAGCUGGCGGAUCAUGAACUGCUCACGGCCACGGCCAUCUGCUCGGAGGGCAAGGACCGCGUCCACACCCUCUGCACCCAGAUCUACGGCGGCAACUUCGUCAACAACGACAACAACCUGCUGCGACUCUCCAAGCAACUGACCAAGAGCAAGGGCUACUUCCCCGUCCACCCGCUCACGUUCAACUUCUAAGCCAAGCUGGUAGUUUAGUUUAUUAUUGCCCUUACCAUUAAAGUGAAUAUUUGUUACUGAUAA
Messenger RNA from Drosophila subpulchrella, 2032 nucleotides. It is a transcript of the gene Egm, whose product is annotated as complex I assembly factor ACAD9, mitochondrial. The record is from RefSeq and is a predicted model, not a curated record. Gene Ontology annotation, molecular function: flavin adenine dinucleotide binding; acyl-CoA dehydrogenase activity. The transcript is spliced from 3 exons. NCBI's taxonomy places the organism in Eukaryota, Metazoa, Arthropoda, Insecta, Diptera, Drosophilidae. Bases 47 to 1969 code for a protein of 640 amino acids.